Molecule: messenger RNA, 1386 nt
Organism: Orbicella faveolata
Lineage: Eukaryota; Metazoa; Cnidaria; Anthozoa; Scleractinia; Merulinidae
Source: RefSeq, a predicted model, not a curated record
CUGAAUCAUACAAGGUGGAAUUUUUUUCCUUGCUUUCACUGUAAAGAUCUUUUACAAGUUCCCUGCUAUAACUUUGCCGUAUUAGACGUUCAUUUUAACAUCCGUUGUUAUUUGUUAUCAACUAUUUGCAUAUUUAAUAGCACCACACCACACUUCUCUAACUUAGGACUCUUUUUUAUAUAUACAGGACUAAACUUAACUGUGGAUAUAUUUGUACUAUUUCCAUUUUACAGCUUGGAUCAGCAUAUUCUCUGUAUUCAGGAUUUCGCGUCUAUAAGACUCUUUCUGAUGACAAGAAGGAAAAUAAUGAUGACCCAACAGACCUUCCUGUGGAUGAAAAAUAUUUUAAUAUUGUCAUCCACUUGAGCUAUGCUGGCAUCGCCUUUGCAGCGAUCUCGCUGUUGGUAAAUUUGUGCCUACUGGUAUCCUAUGGCAUGAGGAACAGAUUUUUGGCCUUUCCUUGGGUGUUGUGGAGUCUCUUUCAACUUCUGUUCACUUUGGGAGCAACAAUUUUCCUUGUUGCCAUCUGGAAUGGAUUUGCUUAUACCCUCAUUGGAAUAAUCCUUGGAUGGGUCCUAUCGAUCUAUUUCAUCAUCGUGGUUUUCUCGUACAUUGAGGCUCUUCGUGAAGACCCUUCAGGAGGUUUAGCUGGGUUUCCAUCUGAUACCAUGAUCCGUGUUGUUGGGCCUGCCUACUCAAAGUUUCCAUGAAGCCCUGCCUGAAACCAAGAACAGCUGUUAACCAGUAGAAGAAAAUGCUGUUAUUGUAUUGUUUUUCAUGUUUUUUUGAUCUAUGUUAUCAUUGAAGUUUUUAAAGUCUCUUUUAGAUGAUUUUGUAUACAAGGGCAUGUCUCAUUAACCCAAGUUGUAAAGGGUAUGUACUAAAAACACAUUGUAUAACCUGCAAAGCAGCCAACUCAUUACUUUAAAAAGAUAUGGGAAUGUACACUCUGCAGUAGUGCUCCCUUACAGGGUACAAGGAAGUUUGACAUCCAGUGAUUAUUUUUCUGACAAGUUAACAUGGAGAAGUCAAGGAAACUGCAGACAAGCUCAAAUUCCUAGCAUGAAAUAGGAAAUGUUAUUUUGCUUUUCUUCCUUGGCCUGCACCUGAAUCUAUUUUCUGUGUGGCAUUGGAGGUAGAAGUAGAAGGAAAUAGUAGAAGAAAAUGCUGUUAUUGUACCGUUUUACAUGUUAUUUUUUAUCUAUGGUAUCAUUGAAGUUUUUAAAGUAUCUCUUAGAUGACGUUUUAUACAAGGGCGUCUCCCAUAAGGGUAUGUACGUAAAACUCCUUGUAUAACCGGCGAAGCAGCCAAUCCGUUACCUUAAAAAGAUAUGGGAAUGUGUGCACUGUAGAGUAGACCAAUUAAAUGCAAAUUUCAAAAUUGUG